UCGUGUGAAAAACUCAUUCGUAAAACGCAUACCGGCUUGGCUUGACUAAAUUCAUUCAACUGACAUUCGAUGAACGCACUCGUACGUAGUGAAGUUAACACUUAGCACACAACAUUUUUAGUCGAAAGAAAUUGAAACACCUGAUGAAAUGAAUAGACAAGUAAAACGAGAGCUAAUUAUAAAAAACGCGUUGGAAGUACUGCAAAAUGUGUUGCCAACCAAUAUCAUGGAAAAUUUCGAGCGAUUGGAUGAAGAAGAUGAAAAUUCGGGUGAAACGCCAGAUGAUUUGGAUGAAGAUCGAUUUUUCUAUGAGUAUUUAACUGCACAACAGACACCAAAGAUCAUCCCGAAAACCAAACCAGUGGAUAAUAAUGAUUCGUUGACUUACUUCGAAAUCGUGGAACAAGAAAUGAUGUUAUCACUGCCAAUCACAAAGUAUAACAUUGAGCUCCUCAAGUUGAUUUUAGAAGACUUUGGUGAGAUCACGGCAUCGUUCAUUGCCAGCCUAAAUCUGCAGACGAUAAAUCAACUCACAAAUAUCUUGUUGUAUGCAUUGAUGACAGGAGAAAGUUCUGAAAAGACUGAAGAAACUCUCUGCCUCGAAACGGGAACAGUGAAUAAAGUGCUUGGUGCAAUCUGUGAGAUUAUUGCUGAUAAGAAAGAUGCAUUUAUCCAUUGGCCAAAUGCAAAGGAAAUCAGGCAAAAUGUACGGCAUUUCGAGCGAUACGAUGAAUAUGGUCAAUAUGAAUUUUAUAACGUAUUCGGUGCAAUUGGCACGAUGGAAUUUCAAGCUAAACCACCAUUGCCCAAUUAUCUAUCUGUUCCGACGACCCAUGGAAAUUCUACGUAUACACCGAUCAAGUGGCAGUGUUCGUGUGAUGUCAGUGGUUUUCUUCAGUCAAGUUCGGUGACGGUGCCCAAAAAAGAGAAUGAAACCAAAAAUAGUUAUGUAUUCGAAAUGAACCCAGUCAAAUCAAAAUUGGAAGCAAUGAAAGAGGAAGAAGUUUAUUUGGUUGCAGAUGAAACAUUGACAUUGAUUCCAUUCUUAUUGACACCACACGAGAAGCUGCUGCUUUACGCUGAACAGCACAACAGAGCACUGGAGUCUAAAAGGAAGGUUAUUGAUAAGACUUUUGACAAAAUUCUUAGUCGAUUUUCGAUUCUCCGUCGAAUCGAACUUCGAGACGCACACAGUAUUCGUAAUUUAAUUGAAACAGUGGGUAUUUUACACAACUUCUUCUUAAUUCAGGGCGAUCAACUGUAUAAUUUAGACUGAAAUUUUGAAAUUUAAAAUUUUGAAUUAACUUUUGAAAUUUGAGUUAAGAAAAACGUUCCAUUUUUUUUUUGUUAGCAUUUAAGUCAUACUUUGUUCUAUAUUUUCAUUUAAAACAACAACUAACAGUCAAUAAAUACGUUUACAACGUGUAAAAAUA
Sitodiplosis mosellana (orange wheat blossom midge) is the source of this 1433-nucleotide messenger RNA. RefSeq lists its product as uncharacterized. The transcript has 3 exons. Bases 149 to 1276 code for a protein of 375 amino acids. The record is from RefSeq and is a predicted model, not a curated record. Lineage: Eukaryota; Metazoa; Arthropoda; Insecta; Diptera; Cecidomyiidae.